This is a messenger RNA of Vitis riparia (riverbank grape), 2206 nucleotides long. Its product is annotated as transcription factor TGA2.3-like. The record is from RefSeq and is a predicted model, not a curated record. The coding region runs from base 365 to 1753 and encodes 462 amino acids. NCBI's taxonomy places the organism in Eukaryota, Viridiplantae, Streptophyta, Magnoliopsida, Vitales, Vitaceae. Gene Ontology annotation, biological process: regulation of DNA-templated transcription; DNA-templated transcription. Gene Ontology annotation, molecular function: DNA-binding transcription factor activity; sequence-specific DNA binding. The transcript has 11 exons.
GGACUUGUUUCUUACUUCCACACGCAGCAGUAGAGUGUGGAGACAGCACCAAAACGCUGCGUUUCGUGGAGAUGAAGUUUGAUUCGGAAGUGAAGAAGUGGACGCAGCACAGAGAGUGGGUAUGGGGAUCUGUGGGAGAGAGUAUUGCAUUGGGAAACUAAAAUCCCAAGUCAGAAAGUAAUAAUAAAAAAGCUGAAGUUUAAAAUUAUAAAAAAGGAGUCGUACUGAUACGCUAUCCUGUUGAUGAAGAUGGCAGAAGAUUUGCUUUACUUCUGCCCUGCGCUUUCUUCUCCUUUUGCUGCUGCUCUUUACUUCUUCUCAUUCAUCAUGCUUUUAUGAUUUCGUUUUCGUAGAUAGGGAACAAAUGCAAAGCUUCAAAGCAGCUCCCACCGCCUCCGAUAUGUAUUACCACCCUCACUAUUUUCUUCGAGGCGACGAAAGUAGCCGAAAUCAAACGCGUUUUCCGGAUCUUGGAGAGCUUGAACAGUCCGCUGCGUUUCAUCACGACGAUGCUGUUGAUUUAAGUUCAAGCGCCAUGUUUCGCUUGAAGUCGGGCAAUGUAGGUGUUGUUUCUCCGUUACAUUUUGGAGGCUUGAACACGAACAUUGGCCCGUCGGACAUGGUUUCAACAUCAGGAACAGGAGUGGUGGACACAGGGCAGCUCAUGUUCUCAAAGGGGACGGCUGAGACGGCGACGGCGACGGUAGCUUCGUUGGGAAAUGGGCACUUUGAGAACUGGGGUGAGUCUGGCAUGGGUGACAACAGCCAACAGACUGACACUUCCACAGAUGUUGACACUGAUGAUAAAAACCAGUAUCAUGGAGUCCAACAUGGAGCACUUGUAGCUGUGGAUUCCAUGGACCAAUCCAAGGGGAAAACUGGAGACCAGAAGACACUUCGUAGGCUGGCUCAGAAUCGAGAGGCUGCAAGGAAGAGUCGUCUGAGGAAGAAAGCAUAUGUCCAGCAGCUGGAGUGUAGCCAACUCAAGCUUACACAGUUAGAGCAAGAGCUUCAACGAGCACGCCAGCAGGGUGUUUUUAUUGCGACUGGAUUUUCUGGGGAUCAGAGUCAUUCCAUGGGUGGAAAUGGGGCUUUAGCAUUUGACAUGGAUUAUGCUCGCUGGCUUGAUGAACAUCAGCGGCUGAUCAAUGACCUGAGAUCAGCUGUAAAUUCUCAUGUGGGGGAUAAUGAACUACGCAUUCUUGUUGAUGGUGUAAUGGCACAUUAUGAUGAAAUAUUCAGGCUAAAGAGCAUGGGGGCAAAAUCUGAUGUGUUUCACAUGCUUUCUGGCAUGUGGAAGACGCCUGCAGAGAGAUGUUUCAUGUGGUUGGGUGGAUUCCGAUCAUCUGAACUUCUGAAGAUACUUGGGAACCAACUUGAACCUUUAACAGAUCAGCAGCUGAUGGGCAUAUGUAAUCUACAACAGUCCUCACAGCAAGCUGAGGAUGCAUUAUCACAAGGAAUGGAAGCACUACAACAAUCUCUUGUAGAAACACUUUCCUCUAAUUCUCUGGGUCCUGCUGGUUCUGGAAAUGUUGCUGAUUACAUGGGCCAAAUGGCAAUUGCAAUGGGCAAGCUGGCCACCCUCGAAAAUUUCCUUCACCAGGCUGACCUCCUGAGGCAGCAGACUUUGCAACAAAUGCAUCGAAUUUUGACCACACGCCAAGCAGCUCGUGCCCUUCUGGUCAUCAGUGAUUACAUGUCUCGGCUGCGUGCUCUCAGCUCUUUAUGGUUAGCACGCCCUAGGGACUGACAUUAUCUCCUGCAUCACUCCAGCCUUUGGAUUUUAGCUUAUGCAUUUGACAGGAUUAACUCUACUGAAGAUGGCCCAUUAAAAGUAAUAUGAUAGUAAAGACAGCGAAAAAGGCAUUGAAGACUGCCAACAUGUAUCCCUUUUGCGCCCUCCCUGCUGCUGUUGUAAUUUUCUACUGGUACAUGCAUGGUUCUGCAUUUUUCAGCAUCUCAGAUACAACCCUGUAUUUUAAUGGGCAGUCCCAGAAAGGCUACUAGGGUAGUCUAUGACAUUAAUGUUGUAAUUAGGUCAUGUUCUGUCCUUUAGGCAUUUAAGAGUACAAUUAAAACCUUCUGAUCACAUAUUUAAUAGUAUCAGAUCAUUACUGGUUGAUACUUAUUUACUUACAGGCGGCAUGUACUUAGUUCCCAAACGUGGGGUAAACCCAGAUUUUUAAGUUUCCUAUUUGCAUCA